Aspergillus bombycis is the source of this 1185-nucleotide messenger RNA. RefSeq lists its product as uncharacterized. Lineage: Eukaryota; Fungi; Ascomycota; Eurotiomycetes; Eurotiales; Aspergillaceae. The coding region runs from base 1 to 1185 and encodes 394 amino acids. The transcript has 3 exons. The record is from RefSeq and is a predicted model, not a curated record.
AUGAGCCGACAGUGCUCCGAUAACAAGCAGUGGUAUGUCUGCCAUAAAGGCCCUUUCCAGGGAUGUUGCUCUGUCGACCCAUGUUCUGAGGGUGUCUGUCCGGACGAUAUUGGUGGAAUAGUCACCACUACCGGCACAUCUACAAAGGUCUAUACCGUGACACCUACAAGGUCCAUCUCUUCGAAACAGUCCACCUUUGAGACCAGCACUGCUACGACUAGUCGUCUUGAGACCACCAGUUCUCCCGGAACCACAACCGCUUCCACAACCAGCACAUCAGGAGCCGGUACCGGUACGAGCGCUGCCGACAACGACAGUGCUGAUGCAGAAACCGGCCAUGGAACGCCCGUUGGGGCUAUCGUAGGAGGGGCGAUAGGUGGCAUCGCAUUUCUCAUACUCCUUGCUAUUGCCUUGUUUUUUGCCUAUCGCAGGCGCAAGAAGCAUGAGAUGACAUUUGAAACCGAUAACAAACCACCACAGAGUGACUCAACAACUACAGAACAAGUCCUACACGCACCAACGAAAAAAGAAAAAGCAGAAACAAGCUCCCUCCUCACCCCAACAGACUACUCCACCAACGGAACCACGCCCAUCUCACCAACCUCCACCGCAGCCGAACUAGACGCAUUCCACCUCUACCCUCCCCAGAUCCCAUACACCUUAUUCACUCACCCGAAUGCAUCAACCCCCGAGCUCAGCGACACGGGAGUCUACAGCCCCCGCGCCGAACUAGCAGCCCGGCCCGGCCGAGAACUCAUAAACAUCCCACAUUACCAACGCCAGUCUUCGAAUCAGUCGAGCUCAUCGCAGGGACCGACACGCGCCGAAUUGGCAGCUCAGCCUUCCAGGGAGUUGAUCAAUGUUCCACACCACCGAUGUCAGCAACCUGCUACACUCCCCACACCAUCACGGGAACAAGUAGACGAGUAUAUGACACGCGCAAACUCACCUCCGAUUAUCACCGCCGAUGGCGUAGUACUGUCUGCGAACUUUGACACUUCUGCUUCUGGGCCGGAUGUUCUCUCCGCUCAUGGCUUGUCCAGUUCCCAUGCGAUGAGUUUUAUGGAUUAUGGCACUGCAAGGAAGUCGAUGCUAUCGGCGCAUCGACCGGAGUGGGCGGAUAGUCCUGGAGAAGGGAAGGCUGACAAGCCGAAAGGAGAGAAACAUACGAAAGGGCCCGAAUGA